AUGGCUGCCGUUUACAAGUCACUCUCCAAGAGCAGCGCUCAGAAGCAAGAUGCCCCUUCUUCUGGCCCCAGAAAAAAUAAGCAGCGUGUCUUAAUCCUGUCGUCUCGCGGCGUCACAUACAGACAUCGCCACUUGCUAAACGAUAUUGCCUCGAUGCUUCCUCACGGCCGGAAGGAUGCCAAAUUCGACUCCAAAUCCCGCCUGAACGAGCUCAAUGAACUCGCCGAGCUGUACAACUGCAACAAUGUCCUGUUCUUCGAGGCCCGCAAGGGACAGGAUCUGUACGUCUGGCUGAGCAAGGUUCCUAAUGGACCUACUGUCAAGUUUCACCUGCAAAAUUUGCAUACCAUGGAAGAGUUGCACUUCACUGGCAACUGCUUGAAGGGCUCGCGGCCUCUUCUCUCGUUCGAUGCCGCCUUCGACUCGGAGCCGCACCUCAAGAUUAUCAAAGAACUGUUCUUCCACACGUUCGGCGUUCCUGAGGGCGCGAGAAAAUCCAAGCCUUUUAUCGACCAUGUCAUGGGAUUCAGCGUUGUCGAUGGUAAGAUCUGGAUCCGUAACUACCAGAUUAGUGAGACUGAGGGAUCACUCCUCGAUGGCGACGGCGACGAAAAGGACGCCAAGAAAAAGAGUAAGAGGGCCGCCAAGACCAGCAGCAACCUCGAGAUCAACCUCGUCGAGAUUGGACCCCGAUUCGUCCUCACCCCCAUCGUCAUACAAGAGGGUUCCUUUGGCGGACCCAUCAUCUACGAGAACAAGCAGUUUGUCUCGCCCAACCAAGUCCGCGCCGACCUGCGCCGGUCCAAGGCUAGCCGCCACAACGCCAGAGCUGAGCAGACGGUCGGCAGAUUGUCGCGAAAGGCGGAUCUCGGUCUGCGAACAAACGGAAGCAAGCAGAAAAUACCUGGUGACGAGUUGGACAAGAGAAAGUUGUUUGCAUAG
Molecule: messenger RNA, 942 nt
Organism: Akanthomyces muscarius
Lineage: Eukaryota; Fungi; Ascomycota; Sordariomycetes; Hypocreales; Cordycipitaceae
Exons: 3
Coding region: 1-942 (313 amino acids)
Biological process (GO): ribosomal large subunit assembly; rRNA processing
Cellular component (GO): nucleolus
Molecular function (GO): rRNA binding
Source: RefSeq, a predicted model, not a curated record